Paramuricea clavata is the source of this 2416-nucleotide messenger RNA. NCBI's taxonomy places the organism in Eukaryota, Metazoa, Cnidaria, Anthozoa, Malacalcyonacea, Plexauridae. The record is from the annotation of a GenBank genome assembly.
AUGCGACGAAAUCUUCGACUCACAUUAGUCCUGCUAUUUCUAUUUAUUCUCUACAUAUCAACAUCACUGUAUAAUGGCACCUCGAAACUUCAAAGCACUGCCUACUCAGUAUCACGGCUGACAGAUAAUUUCUCGGUUUUUCUUCCCAUAACCUCAAAAUAUCGCGCAGCUAAUGCGAAAAUUCAAGGACGCAGGAAAAUUCAUCCCCAACACGCGCGAAAUUUAAACAUUCGAAUUCGUCCAAAAGUAAAAAUUGCGGACCGUCCGAAUGGCCGUGAACGUCCGACAAAGCAGCGAUAUGCUACUUUUGUAAAACGGGCAAAGAAAGGCACUUCUAAAACGUUGGACAAAAGUAUAAAAUUGUACAAGAAGAUUCCGAGUGCAUCGGAAAGUACAAGCGGUGUGCGUGUGAUUAUUGUCGCGCAUGGCAGGUCAGGGUCAUCAUUCUUUGGCGGGAUUUUCAACGCGCAUCCAGAUUUCUUCUUUAUAUACGAACCAUUAAAUCAAUUGAGAAGAAUCGUGGAAAGAAACUCGGAAGAGUAUAUCGACAGCGCAGAAUAUGUGGUUGACGCUAUUCUCAAUUGUAAUUUUGAAGAUGAUGGAUUCUUGGAAAUCAUGUCACGUGCUGGUCAUCACCGAGCCUCGUGCAGACCUCUCGUCUCCCCGCCAUUUUGUAACACCACUCAUGAAAAAGCAAUGAAUUUUGUCACAAAUCAAAACUGGGCGUUAUGCAAUGAAACAGUUUCUGCAGAUGAUCUAAACACAGUAUGUCGUAAACAUACGAACAUUGCCUCAAAAAUUCUUCUGGAAAGUAUAGAACCUGUUGAUUUGUCCUGGAUUUUGCACAUCAGCGGUUCAUACCCUGUCCCACCCUCAUCUCCGGGCCUUCAGUCCACCGUGCGUGCGCACGAGAUCAAGGUUAAGCCCGUUUAUGUAUUGUACUUAGUACGUGACCCAAGAGCGAUGCUGUAUUCUCGCCAUGUACUGGGCUGGAUUAUUCCACGCGAGCACAAUGAAUUCGCGUUCGAGAGUGGUGAAGCUGACGACAUGGUCAAGCAAACAUGUGAUACAAUCGAACAGAAUCUUGGGGCAGUUGUACGUCAUCCACACCGCAUCAAGUUGGUUCGUUACGAAGAGCUAGCGACAAAUCCCGAAGGUCUGGUUCGGAAAAUAUUCAGAGAACUUCGUAUUUCUCCGUCGAAAGAGGUAUUCAGAUGGAUUUAUAGUAAAACUCAUGGACCUGUAAAAUUAUCCGUACUUUCACUAUCGCGUAAUGCUAAUGUAUCGGUAAAUGCUUGGCGGAAAAAGAUUCCCGAUAAAUUACUGGAGAUCAUCGAGACGCGAUGUGAACGUGUCAUGAAGUACCUAGGUUACUUACCAAGUAACGGUUCUCAAGAAAUAUUGCGUGAUUUGCGCAAACCGCUGUACUUGAACGAAAUUAGGGAUUUGAAGGAGAGCUAUGAGUGGCCUACUUACAUGUAGCCUGAAAGAUGUUUCUCCUUGUUUUCUGACUUUUCUCCUUCAAGUUGCUGUUGUUUUUGUUUCUGCAUGUUUAUCAUUAACUCGCAUACUAAAAGUAAAACCAUAGUUAAUAGAAUAGAUGGUUUGGAAACUCAUUAGAAUAACAAUAUAACUCAUUAGUCAUUAUCUAUGUUGGUCAACGUUUAUUCAUCAAUCUGGUCCUUCACCGUCACGUGUGUAUAGUAUUGUAUUUUUGCCAAAUCCACCAAUAGCAAUUUCCAAUUUACCCUAUUCAGGAGCGUAGGAAGCAUCAAAAGAUUGUGUGAGGGGGCACCAGCUUCCAAGGGCACUUUUGGAUAUUGAACAAGGCACCUAAAAAAAAUUUCCCGCGGAAGGGGGAGGGGAAUUUUCUCGUCAUACCAUACCGAAAUUGCACGUUUUUGACCAAAUUUCUUUUUAAAACAUCGAAAUUUCCAAACAGAAAGGACACCUUUGAUGUUAAUUUAGUAUUUACAGCAACAUUAGCUUGUACAAUAAGAGCACUUUUCAUCACAAAAAAGGGCACUUUUAGUCCAUUGAAAAAAUUGGGGGGGGGGGCACGUGCCCCCUGUGCCCCCGGUUCCUACGCCCCUGACCCUAUUGUUCGAGUCACGGAUAGGUAACUUUCUUAAGACAUUGCUGUUGGUUAGUUGGGCAAAAAUACCAUACGCACGUCACGGUGAACGAAGAUAAUGAUUUAAAUUGUUAUUCUAAUGACUUUCCAAACCAUCUAUUCUAUAUUGACUAUAAAGCUAUUCGGCUAUGGUAAAACGAAAUUUCAUCCUCAAUUCGCGUAAUGCAGUGCUGUGGAACGAUUCAGGUUUUCAGAACAAAGUGCAGUUUACGGCUUUACGCUUCAUGAUCACAUGCUGACAUGCAGACUGCAGUUCUCCAAAGAAUAUAUUGCAUAAACGAG